Molecule: messenger RNA, 1284 nt
Organism: Raphanus sativus (radish)
Lineage: Eukaryota; Viridiplantae; Streptophyta; Magnoliopsida; Brassicales; Brassicaceae
Exons: 8
Coding region: 86-958 (290 amino acids)
Biological process (GO): protein dephosphorylation
Cellular component (GO): cytoplasm; nucleus; protein phosphatase 4 complex
Molecular function (GO): protein phosphatase regulator activity
Source: RefSeq, a predicted model, not a curated record
CGAAUUGGAUUUCGGGCCGGGUCGGGUCGGAGCGAAAUAAAUCGUUAAAACUUUCAAUUACGGAAUCGGGAUUUAGUGUUCUUCGAUGCGUCCUGGAGAUUACUCUCAACAAGCUAAAACGACGGAGAUGCCAUCAUCAUCAUCGGAUCGUGAAGCUCCCAACAACACUUCAUCCGUCGAUCCUCCUCCUCUCGUCGACGACGGCAUUCCAGGCCAGGAUCACGUCGUCCUCGCCGAACUUCCAGAGCAUCCACCAGGAGCUUUGCAGAAAGCAGAAAUGUUGUCUGAGGACGAAGUAAAGGGCACAUUAGAAGCAGUUGCAUCUACCGGGAAGUUCUGGCAGGAUUGGGAAAAGUUAAAGGGAAUGUUAUCUUGGUGGUUGAAGAAGGUUCUGUCAGAAUAUCCUGAGGCAAAUAUGAAGGACGAACAACAAAAGGAAGCCCUAGGAGAAACGUAUCCUGAGCUGGUUCGUCGAUUGGAUGAAGCUCUUCUUAGUUUUGACGAAGGUCCCCCAUUUACACUGCAGAGACUCUGUGAGAUCCUUUUGGCUGCAAGGAGCAUCUACCCAAAGCUCUCAAAGCUUGCUCUUGCAUUAGAAAAGAAUCUGUUGGUUACUUCUAUGCUAUCCAUCAGCACGGAACCGCAAUCACAAACCACUGAAGAAACAAACGCAGCAACGGAAGACACAGAAACGGCUGCAGCAAAGGGGACACGAGCAAAUGGAAUUGAAGCAGUGGUGGGAAGUGACAAGGAUGAGAUAAUGACAGAGGUAGAAGAAGAAGAAGAAGCAGAUGUUGAUGACGCAAUGACUAUUGACAUGGAAACAAUCGAUGAACCAUCAGAGACAAUGAAGACGACGAAGGCGGCCAGUGAGAGUGAGACAUCAAGCGAAAUCACUGCUGCAAAACCAUCACCGGAUCCAAUGGCUGCAGAGGAGGGAGACCCACGGUUGCCUUGAAGAGUAUCCGGAUGGUUCUCUUGUAGAGUAUCAAGCCAAGGCCAUGGAUUUUGCAGGAGGCGAGGAACCUCCCUUUCCUAUUCUGUGCAGACCAGCAGCCCCUACCAUGUCCUAAUACAAAGACUUGCAUGUUUGUCUUGAUGUCAGCUAUGUCUUUGGCGCUUGUACGGUAUAAAUACGUAGCUUAAUAAUGGUCUAAAUUAUGUUUAGUAGUUAUUUACAUUGUUGGCAUUUAAACAAGGAGGAUAUUUAUACUGACAUUUGCAUUGAGGGGAGAUGUUUAUUGUAUAACUUGAUCAUGAAAAAUCUGAUGUUUAUAAAACUCA